AUGGCAGAUCGUGAGUGGAUGUAUAGUGGUUGGAAGCGUGGUAGGCUAUCAAAUGAAUGGGUUGAUAAAACAAAAGAGUUUUUGGAUCAUGCCUUCUCAAUUCCUGAAUUAGUUGAGUCUGAUACAAUUAAGUGCCCUUGUUCCAUGUGCUGGAAUUAUUUCAGGCAUAAAAGGCCUAGGAUAGAGCAACAUUUGUGCCACAAUGGGUUCAAGGAAAAUUACCAAACUUGGACAGCACAUGGGGAGAGGCAGGGAAAUCACAACCUUGAGAUUGGUUCUGGGGUAGAACAUGAGGGAUUUGGUGAGAUAGAUCGGAUGGAUGCUAUGCUAGUUGACUUAGCUGGUGAGCUCCCAUCAUUAGUUGAUGAAACACCAACUGGUUUUGCUGAAGCCUUCUAUAGAAUGGUUGUUAGUGCAGAUGAGCAAAAAAGGAGUCUUGGGCAAGAAUCUCGGGAAAAAAAUCCUGAUGGCGCUCAAAACAGGGGAGGUUCUAGGCCACUAGUUGAGACUCAACAAUAUCUGGAAGCUAAGCAUGGACCUGGGAAGGGCACUAUAAUAAAUGCUUUUUCCUGCAUGAAAGCUGGCCUUAAGAAUUGUGAUGCCAAUGGGAAUGCUGGCCCAAUUCCAGAACGGGCAAAGAAACUUGUUGAUGACUACAAUGAAGCAUUGCAAGAAAAGUAUCUAGAGAACUGGCAAGAGCAACCUUUUGAUGGAAAUGGUGCUGUCAACAAGGCUACAAUAAUUGAUGCUGCCAAGGCAAGUGGAACAAGGCCAGCAACCUCAAGGGCUUUUCAAAAUCUGUUGGCAAGAUAUGAGGAAUCACUUGCCAACGUUGGUCGCUUAACUGAACAAAACAAUGCCUUGCUCAUUAUUAACAAAGUACAAAUAGAGAUACCACCAGACCUGCUUCAGGAAGAAGAAAAUGACAUGGGAGGGACUAUAGAUGGAUCAUCUCGUGCUUCAGCCAACAUGGGCAGGGACAACAGCGAUGGCCAUUGA
This is a messenger RNA of Miscanthus lutarioriparius, 999 nucleotides long. NCBI's taxonomy places the organism in Eukaryota, Viridiplantae, Streptophyta, Magnoliopsida, Poales, Poaceae. The record is from the annotation of a GenBank genome assembly.